Molecule: messenger RNA, 701 nt
Organism: Ruditapes philippinarum (Manila clam)
Lineage: Eukaryota; Metazoa; Mollusca; Bivalvia; Venerida; Veneridae
Exons: 3
Coding region: 1-387 (128 amino acids)
Source: RefSeq, a predicted model, not a curated record
AUGGAAAAAUCUGGUGUUAGGAAAAGAAAAUCAAAAAUAAGCAAGUUUAGUGGCACAUCACCAAAGGCAGGAAAAUAUGAACAUUUAUUAGAACAGACAGUAGAGGAAUCAGAUGAGGAGAUUGACUUUGAUAGUAAAGUAGUUGCUGAAGCCAUUUGUCGCCUCAACACAUUCUUUGACAAGGACAAUUUAUUGAAACUAGAAAAAGUAUUAAAUACAUCAAGUGAUGAUGCUGAAUUGGAAAUUGGCCUAGGUGUUCAUAUGAUUUCAAAAUUAGCUGGGAAGGCAUCUACAAACAGAAGCAAGUGUAACUACAUCUGUCCCUGUGGUUGUGGCCAGCUUCUUCAAGGAAAUGAUAAGAUGUGGAUCGCUCAGUAUUAUGAAUGAAUAGAUGUUUUUUUAGCUCAUCUGUUUCAAAAAAAAUCAGGUUUUUAUGAUAGCUGCAGCAUCAUUGUUGUUGUAUAAAACUUAAAUGUAGAUCAUUACUAGAAGAAUUCAAAACAUGUUAAAGGUACAAGUUUUAUAAAUUUGAAGCUUGGAUUGCAUGCUUAUCAUGUCAAAAGAUAUUGGAACGACAAGAGGCGUUUUUCUGAAUGUUAAUUUUCUUAUUGUUAAUGCUGCUUUUUAACAAAGAUUUUUUUUAUAAAAUUGUCAACAUGAAAUUUGGAAUAUUUGAUUAUCAAUACAGUUGUAACACAAGG